UGCUUGUGAGAUUCGACGAACCGUGACGGUGACGGACGUGUUUCGGUUCGGGUGCUUUCCAUUGUAUAUUUUUGAAAGUGUUGCCGACUUUGACUGUGCGUUGCGUCACACAGAUGCGUGUCUGCGGAUGAGCUCGUCUCGAUUGUUCGUCAUUUUGCACUUUACGACGACUAGGGCUCUUGUGACGCGCGUUAUUGCGACGUGACGACGCCGUAGACGCAGGCGUCCGGAAACCGGUCGAGCAACGCCAUUUUCGCGGGCAUUGCACCGUUCGUUUUCAUAUUUUUGUACGGUUUACUUUAAAGACGUGAUCUGGUCGCAUCGACCUCCUAUUUCAUUGCUUGGAGGCUUGAGCCAUUAUUUAAGGAAGAAGAAGAGCUUUGCUUGUUGUGCUAUCAGUUGCGCCAGGCCGCCGACAGAUGGCGCUACCGUCGAGUGCUGCAAGCGGGUUGAAAAUCGCAUCAAUGGUGAAAACGCGAAAGCGAAAACGAACGAGUUCGGCGACAGAGACAAUAGAGUCGUCAAAGGAAUUCAACUUGAAGGAUUUAUCGAAAAAACAAAUUCUAAAAUGCAUUUCCGCGAUUUUUCAUAUGACUCAAGAACAAUUAAAAGAGACGACCAAUCUUCUCGCUGAGGAGGCUCAGCCAAUAUUUAUACAAGUGACUAGCGUUAAAGUGCCACAGAUGCCUCGUAGACAAAUGAGGAUACUGUUGCCGUAUUCCAUAGUGGCUCCAGAUGAUGAAGUAGCUUUAUUUGUUUGCGAUUUAGAAAAAGGAAGAAGAAAAGAUUAUGAACCAACAGUGGAACACUAUAGAAAUUUAUUAAACAAUCAUGGAUGCACCCGUGUGAAUGAGAUAAUACCUAUAAAUCGUGUGAAAACUGAAUUUGAUCAAUUUGAAUUGAAGAAAAAGCUUUUAUCCAGUUAUGAUCACUUUCUUGUUGAUGGUCGUAUUGCUGGCCAUAUGUGUCACUUAUUAGGAAAAACUUUUUCCAAAAAACGAAAGCUGCCAACUUCGGUCAGAAUGGAAAGCAAGGAUUUGAAGCACGAGAUCGAUUAUGCAUUAAGAAAAACCAGUAUGCACCUUCAUUCUCAUGGCGAUACUCAUUUGAUGCAAGUAGGGAACACAUCUAUGAAAAAGAAAAGAGUUUUGAAAAAUAUAUUGGCCACUUGUGAAGAAUUGUCCAAAAACUAUCCUGGUGGUUGGGUAAACAUACGAGCGCUCCGAUUGAAAGGCACAACCAGUCUAGCAUUACCUUUUUACAUUACGUUAAGGAGUAAAAACACUGUUGAUUCAAACACAAUUGUGGUACAGCCAAAGAGACCGAAAGCUUACCACGAUGUAGAAGGAGAGCUUUCAACAUUCGUAAAGAAUACCACAGUCAUAGUUAAACCUGAAGGCACAGUUGUUCUAAAAAAAGAACAGAUUAAGAAGAAAUCAAGUAAAAAAAUUGCGAGGAAAGAAGCUGAGAACUGAAUGGCAAUUCCGUUAUUUACAUUUUGAAAAAUCUUGUAAAAAAAUUAAGAAAAAUGGU
Cyphomyrmex costatus is the source of this 1533-nucleotide messenger RNA. Its product is annotated as ribosomal L1 domain-containing protein CG13096. The transcript is spliced from 3 exons. Lineage: Eukaryota; Metazoa; Arthropoda; Insecta; Hymenoptera; Formicidae. The record is from RefSeq and is a predicted model, not a curated record. Bases 420 to 1475 code for a protein of 351 amino acids.